AUGGCGCUCAACAUCCCCCCUUUCAUGGACGCUACGCUCCAAGCGGGCUUCAUGGGCGCUCUCUCCAAUGUUCUGGCGCAGUACAUUGAGUCGCUCAAAGUCGGAGAGGAGCUUGAGAUCGACUACAUACCCGUAUUUCGCUUUGUGCUCUUUGCCGUCCUCACCACACCCAUCAACUUCUUCUUCCAGUCCUGGCUGGAGGCCACCUUUCCGUCGCGUCCGGCAGGCCCCCACCCCAAAAAGUCCGAUGACAAGCCCAAGAAGGAGCCUAAGCUCUCCGUCCGCAACACCAUCAUCAAGCUUGUCCUCGACCAGACCGUGAGUGCCACGUUCAAUACCCUCGCCUUUUCCAUGUACACCCGGGGCCUGCAGGCUGCCAUGCACGACGCACCCAGGGAGACCUCCAUCACCGGUGCUAUUCGUUUCUGGAACUCGCCGGGCUCCAUCAAGUUCGACGAGGUCGACUGGGCUGGCGUCUGGAGGGUGGCCUGCGAUGAGUUCUGGGGCAUCUACGUGGACGGGCUGAAAGUGUGGCCUGCAGUAGCUGUGGUCAAUUUCACCGUGGUGAAGGAUGUCCAGACGAGGAACCUGGUUGGCGGCAUGGCCGGUAUUGCAUGGGGAACUUAUAUGAGCAUGCUCGCAAAUGCGUGA
Emericellopsis cladophorae is the source of this 651-nucleotide messenger RNA. RefSeq names its product Mpv17 / PMP22 family. The record is from RefSeq and is a predicted model, not a curated record. Bases 1 to 651 code for a protein of 216 amino acids. The transcript has 2 exons. Lineage: Eukaryota; Fungi; Ascomycota; Sordariomycetes; Hypocreales; Bionectriaceae. Gene Ontology annotation, cellular component: membrane; cytoplasm.